Trichoderma virens Gv29-8 is the source of this 1356-nucleotide messenger RNA. RefSeq lists its product as uncharacterized. NCBI's taxonomy places the organism in Eukaryota, Fungi, Ascomycota, Sordariomycetes, Hypocreales, Hypocreaceae. The coding region runs from base 1 to 1356 and encodes 451 amino acids. The record is from RefSeq and is a predicted model, not a curated record. The transcript has 2 exons.
AUGAAGUCUAACCCCCGAGAACAUCGUAUCUGUCACACAGCUGCCUCACAGAUUGAGCCAUCGUAUGACAGUCAAGGGCCCACGACUAUCCCCCAAUUGUUUGAGGGAUGGAUCACGGUAGCACCAUCCACUGAUAUUGAAGGUCUAGCAUUUGGCUUCUUCAUGAAUUCCUCUGCUUCUCUGGGCUUGUUCUCUUACCUGCCAACGCACUGGGAAAUUUUCGAGGCGCGUGAUACCUUGAAUCCGUGUGUGAAGGCAGUGUCUUUGGCCUUGCUGUGUUUCAAGCUUAAACAACCUGGAAUACUAAGAUUGGCAAAGAAAUAUUACAUCAAGGCGCUGGCGGAUACGAAUAAGGCCUUGAGCUCACCCGAAGAGGCUAAGCUGGACUCAACGCUGGUGUCAGUCUUACUGCUCAGUGCGUUUGAGGCAGCGAUGUUUUGGGAGCAUCGCUCGUCUGCGGCGUGGACAGCUCACGUGCAAGGAUCUACACUACUACUUCAGCUAAGAGGCAGGCAACAGAUACAGACGAGCCUCGGCAGGCUUUUGUUUGAGCAAGCAAGUGCAAACAUUCGAAUAACAUGUCUUCAAAACUCGCUACCCAUUCCGUCAAAUUUCACGCUCCUUCAUGAACUAGUUGUUGCUAACUCGGACCAUUGCAAUCUAAGUGGCCGGCUAGGCUUGCUAUGGGAUCGAUUUAUAUCGCUUAAGACAGUAUCCGGCAUCAAUGGAGAAGACACCGACUCCCUAAUUGCUUGGAAUGAGCUCGGAGAAGAAGUUGAUGAUCUGUUGCAUAAAGUGCAACUCCUUGCACCAUAUGACACCGCGGGGACGAUAGAUAGCCCUAAGAUCCCUACUCAUAAAGGAAUGGCUCGUCGAUAUUCUUCGCAUACUGUUGCAUGCCAGUGGAACGUGUUACGCAUGUUCCGAUUGUCUGUCCAAGAGGCAACAACUUCUGUCUCACGCUCUCUUUGUCCGACCAAGUCAGAAAGAGGAAGAACAGCAGAACUGAUUCAUGGAGCCCAAAAACUUGCACAUCGGACACAAACCACAGACAUCGGAGUCUUGAUCGAUGAGGUGUUGGCUACGAUGCCCUUUUUACUGGCGAAUCUCAAGACGUUGUCUCUGCAUUCGGUCCGGUCUAUAAUGUGGUCACUGGUUGGGAUCAGCCGCUCUGUGUUUUCUGAGGAACCUGCUAGGAUUCAUUCGAUAGCAUUGUUGAGGCUAUUACAAGCUCAGAUCCGCUUACCCAAUAUACCCUUUACGGCGGGAGAAACUGAAUGGCCCUUAGUUACUCAUGACUGGCUUCAUAUGUCACUAAUGCCGGAUUUUACAGCAGACUCUCCACCGCAAGAUUGA